Selaginella moellendorffii is the source of this 1734-nucleotide messenger RNA. RefSeq names its product serine/arginine repetitive matrix protein 2. The record is from RefSeq and is a predicted model, not a curated record. Lineage: Eukaryota; Viridiplantae; Streptophyta; Lycopodiopsida; Selaginellales; Selaginellaceae. Gene Ontology annotation, biological process: cortical microtubule organization. Gene Ontology annotation, cellular component: cortical microtubule. The coding region runs from base 19 to 1635 and encodes 538 amino acids. The transcript has 5 exons.
GGCAGCAGCGCGAGGAGGAUGCUGCGACGGGCGGGAGGAGGCGGCUCCUCGUCGUCGUGGGAGGAUAUGGUGGCAGCUCGCCACUACCAGCAGCAGCAGCAGCAGCAGCAGCCACAGCGGCGGGACGAGGAUCUGGCAUUGUUUCAAGACAUGCGCAUCCGGGAGGAGCACAACGGCAGCAUGGAGGCAGCAAUGGAUCAGCAGCACACUCCACUCCAUGGCAGCAGCAACGGCAAAGGAAGCCACAUUCGAGGAGGAUUAGCUCACGCGCGCAGCAGGGGAUCCAAUGAUCUGCUCACAUCCGAGACUGACAAGAACGACUACGAUUGGCUGCUCACUCCGCCCGGCACACCGCUAUUCCCAUCGCUAGACCGCGACUGGCUCGUCGCAAGUCCGACGCAGCGGGAGAGGGAGAGGGAGAGGGAACCUCAAAGGGAGCGGGAGUCGUCUCGUUGGCCGAGCAAGCUGUCCAGACUCUCUGCGCCCGAGGCCCAACAGCUGCUGGUGUCGUCGUCAUCGUCAGGUUCCUCUGGAGGAUCCGGCUCCAGGCUGUACACUAACAGCAUCGGCAGCAGCAGCGGCGUGAGGGGCAAUCCCAGUCCCCGAAGGCAGAGUGCUCCGCCCGCUACUACGUCCUUCUCCUCCUCGAGACCCAAGCAACUGGUUGCCGCCACUAGCACCGCCACUACCACCUCCGUCGCCAAUGGCAGCAGCGGGAAUGCAAGGCCCUCCACUCCGACCAGAAGGCCGUCCACGGCACCAUCUCCUUCCCCGUCCCUCUCCUCGUCUGCUCGUCGCCCGUCCACGCCGACCCCAGCGCCCAGGAGCAGCACCAGCUCCAGGCCUUCCACGCCAACAAGGCCCUCGCCAGCUUCCUCGAGGUCAUCCACGCCAACCAGGAGAUCCUCCUCCUCUACGUCUACUCCCACCUCCACACUCGUCACCUCGACCAUGUCCAACGGCAGAAGCUCGCGGGGCACGUCUCCAGUUCGCCGGUCGCAGCAGCCAGCGGCAGCUCACGAGCGCUCGUCAUCGAACUCUCGCGGCGCAGCAAUCUCGCGAACAGAUUUGGGAGGUGCCGCAUCUACGUUGCCAUCCCACCUCACCAGGAGUUACAACCACUUGGACCGUGAUAUGUCUAGCUUCAGCAGGAGGGCCGUCACCUCCACAAACGACUCUCUAAUCCACCCCAAGUCGGAGCCACUCAGGAAGCCUGCCACAACAAAAGCUUGCAGCGGCGGCCCAAGGGAGACCUCCUUUUACGGGACGAGCAUCUCCAAGAAGUCGCUUGACACGGCGAUCAGGCAUAUGGACAUUCGCAGGAGUUCGCCCAGCGGCUUCCGUUCCGUCCCCGCGGUCACGUCCUCCUUCCCAAAGCCGACAACCAUGCCUCGCUCCUCGCAGCUUCAUCAGCAGCAACAGCAGCAGCAGGCGUAUGACAGAUUGCUGGCGUCGGAGCGGCAAGAACAGCAGCGGCAGCAACACAAGCAGCAAGACAAGAGCAAGCAGCAGCCGGUGGAACUGUUUGAGCACGAGUCCUUGGACGGGACGGAUAGCUUCCUGCUGGAGCUGACUGAAGCCAGAUUCCUGGAUGAGGCGGAUUACCUCAAGGACCCGCCAGACAUCAUGAAAUGAUUCGAGAGUUAGAUUCUUUUGGUUCGAUGUUACACUUGAUCUUCCUCGAUCGGGAAGUUAAUCAUCGCCAUCGUUAAAAAUGGGUUGCCCUUUUCUGUU